UUACUUAAUUAAUUACUUGUCUUUGCUUUCUUUUCGUCAUGGUACAGGAGCAUAUUUCUUUCCAGUAGGGCUCUCCUUGAGCUUAGUUCGAAUUUAUUUCAAUGUGUUCCAAUUGUGAAAAAGUGAUUUUUGAAUUUUGGAAAAUAUUUCCCAGUAAAUAUGUUAUGUUAUUUUAACUCGAUCAGUGGUAAUCUCACUCUCAUGGACAUAUUAACAGUGAUUAAAAUUGGGAAUGAAUUAUGACUUAAUGCUGUGCUAAAUCUUGGGCUAUCCUAGGAAACACAAAAAAAUGUGAUGCCUAAUCAUUUCAUUGUAACAAAAGUCACAGCUAGAUUUGCCUUAAAAUUCUUGCAAUUUGAGUCAAAAAAAUGAAAUAAAAUUAACUUGACUGCUUAGAAGCUUUUGUGUGAUAUGUAUUAGUUGGAAAUAUUUUUUACAUUAAUUGACCUAGGUGGAAGAUUGGAUGGUAAGAGAUAAUUGAAUAAUAUUCGUCACAGAUUGAAACUCAAGAUGAUGCUGUUAAAAAUACUGGCACUUGGUGUUUUAGUUAUAGGUUUGACCCAGUAUGUGGCACCUUUAGGUGACCUGCAUCUGAACUUGACAACUCGUAACACAGAAAUGCUCAGAAGCAUUGCUGAUACAACUGAAGACUAUGCUGGCAGACACACAGUCAUCCUCCUCAGAAGAGAAUUUAUUGCCAGCACCAUUGCUGACAACAUAAUCAACUCACUGACCAAUCCGAUGAUGAUAAUCGACGAAGAAAAAAUCCCUGCAAUGAGAAAAUUUGUCAUCUUACUGCCCCAGAAAAACUUCAACUACACGAACCUAAUGCCAUCUCUGAAUCAUGGGAAAAUGUCCGUGUACCUGGCUGUUUUUCAACAUCCUGACUUUGAUGAGGAGACCAUAACCGAUCUAUUUGAGGAAUUUUGGUCUGUGAGAAUAUUCAGUGUGCUUGCUCUUUGGGAGUCAGGAGAAAACAAAAGUAUUGGUUUAUAUACGUAUAAACCAUUUUCAAAAUUCCACUGUUGGAAUCGUGGCCAAUUAAUUCUCUUAGAUACAUGGGAUCCUGUGAAAGGCUCGAUGAGUAAGGGUAGAAAAUUUUCCUUUGACUUUAAAAAUUUCUAUGGGUGUGACAUUAGAUGCCUCGGUAUAACCCGCCCACCGGACAAUAUUAUGAUUCGCCAAGAUGAUGGGUCAUGGACGUCAGACGGAGUAGGGGGAAAAGUGCUAGAGAUUGUUGCAAAAAAAUUAAACUUCAACCCAGUCAUAUCCGUUAUAAAUAACAACGUGAGUGAGGAGUAUGGAUGGUACUUCACAGAGGGACCCGGUGAACUCAUAUCAAAGGCUUUGAUUGAAGAACAGUACGAUUUGGCAUAUGGUUGGUUCUCUGAAGCCGAAUACGGAUACCAUGGAGUUGAGCGUACUCAAAAAACUAGCAUUGACUGCUUUGGAUGGGCAGUGCCUUACCGCGCCGGGCCGAAACCGGAUAGCUGGUCAAACUACGUUCGUGAGUUUUCUAUGCCUGUUUGGUUGAUGGUUUUCAUUUCUGUGGUAGGUGCAACAUUGACUUUAUAUUUCGUACCGGCACUUAUGCGCGCAAAAACUGACGGGAGGUUCAGGAAUGUUUGGUAUUCUCUGAUGUACACUAUUUCGACUCUCAUCGAGCAACCACAUCAUGAGAAAAUUCAAGCAUCUUCCUUGCGAAUAUUCAUUUCAAACUGGCUUUGGUUUGGCUUGGUGAUCACUACAGCAUACAAGGCAAUGCUUGGCAGUUACAUGGCUGUACCUCUACUGGGACCGGAAUUCAUGACUACAGAAGAUGUUAUAUACUCCAAACUACAUGUUGGCGGAGGUCAGGAGACUUUACGACUACUGAAUCACAUUGCUGUCAGAAGCGCUCGAACAAGAGUUUUGCUGCAACGUUAUGAGACUCUAAAACCACAAGACUUUGGGUUGGUUACGCAAAGAAUUGUUCGAGAUCGAGACUUUGCAGUUUUUGGUGUUAAACGGUUCAUUUACCACUAUUCAAUUCCUGAGGCAAAGCGACUUAGGGUGAGGAUUCCAGUGAGAUUUAUUCCUGGUUGCCUGUUGCGACCUCACACAACUCAGUUCAUGCUCAAGAAGAAUUCAUAUCUGCGAAACCCUAUUAAUAGGAUUCUUCUAAGGUUGGUCGAAAGUGGGAUAAUUGAAAAGUGGGUUGUCCACUUGGGACGAAACGUUGUGCUCACAGUUGAACGAAUCAAGGGGAGGAGUUUGAAGUUGUCGAGAUGCUAUGCUCCGUUUGUACUUCUUUUCAUUGGAAUCUGCAUUUCCUAUGCUGUUCUGAAUGCCGAAAUCACAAUGGCAAAAAAAAAGCAAAAAGCAAAAGAGAAUUCAAUGCUAUUCAUAAAACGAGAUCUUGGAAAUCAUGAGUCAGGUUUGCCACAUCCAAUUUACCCUUACUUACCUUAAUAUGUUUGUUUGCUCCAUACUAUACAUGUUUAUACAACCUUUGAUUUGACAAUGUUACUCUUUAGUUUUAAAAUGUUUAAUAAACAUUGAAGAGGAAAUGUAGAGAAAACAAGAUGAUGGACAUGUUAAAUGAUGAUUUGUAGAAUCUGUGUUUAAUGUGAAUAAUAUGAAUGGUAAAAAAAAAAGGUAUUGAAAA
Molecule: messenger RNA, 2647 nt
Organism: Bemisia tabaci
Lineage: Eukaryota; Metazoa; Arthropoda; Insecta; Hemiptera; Aleyrodidae
Product: ionotropic receptor 21a
Cellular component (GO): membrane
Molecular function (GO): ligand-gated monoatomic ion channel activity
Source: RefSeq, a predicted model, not a curated record